This is a messenger RNA of Onthophagus taurus, 967 nucleotides long. Lineage: Eukaryota; Metazoa; Arthropoda; Insecta; Coleoptera; Scarabaeidae. The record is from RefSeq and is a predicted model, not a curated record.
GGAAAACUCGUUGCAGAGUUUAAGUUAGUUUACAAAAUGAAAUCGUUCGUUGUUUUGGUAUUAGUGUUGUGCUUUGCUUGGUCCCAAGGCGAAAACGAAACCGUUGGGUGUAGCAUUUUAAAUGGAAAUUUAGUUUUAAAACCAAACGAAGCAUUUGAAAUAGGAGACGCUUGUUUGAGAAUUAUAUGCCGAGGAAAUGAUGUGUUUAAUAUCGCUACGGGAUGUGAAAUAAGGUGGAGAGGUGCCCCAUCCGAUUUCUACAAAAAACAAAUUACACAAUUAGCUGAAAAUGUAAGAAAAGGUUAUGCUUGCAGCGGAGUGGACGUCCCAACUUUUACCAAGUAAAAAAAUUAAACUAAAACAUUAACGUUUUUCCAACAACUAUUGUUAUGUAAAUUCUUCGAAAUCAUAAAUGUUGUGAUUUAAUAUUCUAAAAUAAACCGGGGAUUUCUUGGAUGUUUUAUUGUUUGAAAAAUAACAAACCUAACAUAAAAACCGCAAAACACUUAUGUAAAUUAAGAUUCUUCGUCCACUAUAAAUACUCCUCCUUUCGUUAUAUUUUGAUAGUCUUGAACUAGAACUCGAUAAGAACUCAUUAUGAUUUCUUUCAAAGCUUUUUCUUUGGUGUUUUUAGCUGUGAUUGGUUUAGUUGUUACAGCACCUCACGAUGAUGAUGAUCAUUCAAAACAUUGCCAUAUCGAUGGAUUUCCAACUAUUCACGUAAACAUUGGUGAAACUAUUCAAUUACCGGGAGCUUGUUUGAAACUAAUUUGUCAAGAAUCAGAUCAAUUUGAAGUUGUAGGAAGUUGUAACCAAAAACCAAAUUCACCAGAAAAUGUCGAUUUCGCUAAAAAAUUGGUUGCCGGGGAAAAAUGUCAUGCUUAAUUGAAGAAAGAUUACAUUCUUUUAGUUUAAAAUGUUCGUGAUUAUGAGAAAAUACACAGAAUAAAGAUUAUAACUAAAGAAA